Molecule: messenger RNA, 654 nt
Organism: Penicillium cinerascens
Lineage: Eukaryota; Fungi; Ascomycota; Eurotiomycetes; Eurotiales; Aspergillaceae
Exons: 2
Coding region: 1-654 (217 amino acids)
Source: RefSeq, a predicted model, not a curated record
AUGGCCAGCCAAGGCUUCCCCGUGCAGGGCGCUCCCCUAGCUCCAGUCGCGGCACCUGAGAGCAACGAACAGGCACAACCAAUCCAUAGUGUUAUGAACACCCCCCAGACAGACAGUGAGCCUGUCGCCGCCGAGAACGCAAAGGCUGCGGCAAACGUUGAUAACCCAGAAGCCUCUAAGCCCCCAGCGGAUACUCAGCCGCCUGUCAUUACAGAUCACCCUCUCGGUGUUGGUGCAGCCUCAGAAGCCCAAGCUCCAGUGGAAGCAACUGGUGCGCUCACAACAGAGCAAAAGAAGGAAAAUUCAGAACAAGAAGAGUCAAAGCCCACGUCAGAGCCGAAUAUCGGUGAGAAGCGCGACAUUGACUCGAUUACGGCUCCUAUCUCCGAGGAUAAGGAUAAACCUACCAUUGAAAAACCGGAUGAGUCCAAAACUAAAAAGCAAAAGACGGAACCAGAGCCUGUCACGGAACUCGCUCAGGAAACUGCCAAGGGUACGAAUGGUACCGCACCUGCCCCGGCCCCUGGUGAUACCAAUCGAGAGCCGAAGAAGGCCGCACCCCCGAAGAAGGGGAAGGUAAAGGAUGCCGUGAAGGAGGCCAUUCCGACCGGUGGUAUCGGCAGUCGGACUCGCAGCCGAACCAAACCGACUUGA